UCAGUGCCGACCAGCCGGGCCAUCUUUAUUUGAUCUUUAAUCCAACAUCUCGAGAACAAUGGUGACCCCCAUCGAACCAAGUACAUGUAUGUGACUUGCGGGUUGUAAUACCACCUAACAAAGAGAUUCAAUUGUUCAGCGCAAGAUAACUAUUAGCUAAUUCUUAAUGCUGCGGCAAUAUACAUCCUCCAUGUACCCAAGCGCCGUCGCAGCACAACAUCGGACCCCGCCAAUUGCGCCAUCCCCCGCCCAAGUCUCCCAAUCAACUCCAACCGUCCAGUCAAGCGCAGUCACCAAGAGCUUGCAACUCCGUUCGCCAUGACUUUCGCAAUGGUGUCCCGCCCUCUAGACUUGUGAAACCCGAUUCACCCUAUUGGAACUCCAACUCGCCGUGCCUCGUCCAGUGAGAAUGUGGGUCGCAACACUCGCACGCCAUACUGGCUGCUCGAUUCCUCACCUCUGAUUACCGUCAGAACGACGAAGACGUUCCAUCUCAUCGUUCAGAUCUCGGCCGGGAUUCUUAAAUUAUAAAUAAGACUAGCGCCUCCAUUGACUUGCAGUAUCACUACAUAAUUUCAAGCCUAUUUAUUUGCGUCGCUGUUCAUUCCUCAGCCAGUCAAAGGCCUCUCUAUUUGCAUUUCGCAUCUAUCAUGGCCCCCGCUCUUACGGAUGCGCUCCCUACUGCGCCCCAUAACCUGGCCAGCAAUGCCCCGCGGGAUAUCUUUCCCGAUGGCUUAAAGACGACCGGUCAACACCCCCCGCUUUACGAUCACAUUGUGCCUUUCGAUAGCUUCCCCCACAAGAUCACAGGUCCGACGGUGUGGAAGGCCGAGGAUUACCGCGAGAACCCGGAGAAAUGGACACACAGAUUCACCGAGGAGCAAGUAGAAGAGUUGAGCGUCGCGGCGGAUGCAUUCCUUGCUUCCAAGACCCCCCUCACUGGUAUCUCCAAGUCCAACUUCAAUCUGCCCAAGCUCGCAGAGUACUUGGAGGCUCUGCGCAAUGAUAUCAUUGAUGGAAAGGGAUUCAUUCUGUUCAAGGGCUUCCCCGUGGAGAAAUGGGGUAACCACAAGUCUGCCGUCGCAUACAUGGGCCUGGGUACCUAUCUGGGCUAUUUCGUCAGCCAGAACAGCCGCGGCCACGUCCUCGGUCACGUCAAGGAUCUCGGCGAAGACUCGACCCAGAUCGACAAAGUGCGCAUCUACCGCACCAACGCUCGUCAAUUCUUCCACGCUGACGACUCCGACAUUGUCGGCCUCCUCUGCAUCGCCAAAGCCCUAGAAGGCGGCGAAUCCGACAUCGUCUCUUCCCACCACGUCUACAACACCCUAGCCGUCGAACGCCCCGACGUCCUCAAAACCCUCACCGAACCAAUCUGGUACUUCGACCGCAAAGGCGAAACGAGCAAAGGCGAAGAAGAAUAUAUCCGCACAAGCGUCGUCUACCUGGAGCGCGGCGAACACGGUCGCGUUUACACAAAAUGGGACCCCUACUAUGUCCGCUCUCUCACCCGCUUCUCCGAUGCAGGGAUCAUCCCUCCCCUCUCCGACGCCCAGCAGGAAGCUUUGAAAGUGCUGGAGGAGACAUGCAACCGUCUCUCGCUGCAUAUGAUUCUAGAUGUGGGCGAUAUUCAGUUCUUGGCCAAUUCGCAUAUUUUGCACGCCCGGACGUCAUAUACGGAUCAUGCACCGCCUACUCCCAGACGCCAUCUGAUGCGCUUGUGGUUGGCGACACCGGAGAGUGAGGGUGGCUGGAAGUUGCCGUUUUGGGAUAGUAAUGAGAAGAAGAGGGGUGGAAUCCAGGUGGAUGAUCAGCCACCUGUUGCGCCAUUGGAUGCGGAGUAGUUGCUGGGCGAUGUUCUAAUGAUAUUAAUCAUGUUACAAUGAUACCUUAUUUUCUUUUUCUACUUUUGAGUCAGUCUUCGUGAA
This is a messenger RNA of Penicillium brasilianum, 1928 nucleotides long. NCBI's taxonomy places the organism in Eukaryota, Fungi, Ascomycota, Eurotiomycetes, Eurotiales, Aspergillaceae. The record is from the annotation of a GenBank genome assembly.